This is a messenger RNA of Phialemonium atrogriseum, 1800 nucleotides long. RefSeq lists its product as uncharacterized. The record is from RefSeq and is a predicted model, not a curated record. Gene Ontology annotation, biological process: protein refolding. Gene Ontology annotation, molecular function: Hsp70 protein binding. NCBI's taxonomy places the organism in Eukaryota, Fungi, Ascomycota, Sordariomycetes, Cephalothecales, Cephalothecaceae. Gene Ontology annotation, cellular component: nucleus; cytoplasm; cytosol. The transcript has 4 exons. Bases 73 to 1353 code for a protein of 426 amino acids.
AGCAACAUCAAAAUCAUCCCAACUCAACGAGGCUACAAGCAAAUCUCAAGUAGACCCAGCACCUAUAUCAAGAUGGCAGACGGAGGACCAAGCGCUACUCCGCCGGACAUGGAGGAGGAGAUUGAUCUUUAUGAACUCCUGGGCGUCGACAAGUCUGCCAGCCAGACCGACAUCAAGAAGGCUUACAGGAAGCUUGCCCUGCAACACCACCCAGAUAAGGUUCCGGAGGAUAUGCGAGUCGAAUCCGAGGUCAAGUUCAAGGCAGUCACCCAAGCAUACGAGAUCCUGCGAGAUGAGGAGAAGCGGCACCUUUACGAUACCCACGGCAUGGCCGCCUUUGAUCCCUCAAGAGGCGGCCCCGGCGGCCCCGAGGUCGACCUGAACGACAUCCUCUCCCAGAUGUUUGGCAUGAACAUGGGUGGUAUGCCCGGCGGCGGCCCCCGCCGGCCCAGAAGAGGCCCCGACGAAGAGCAGGACUACAAGGUGACCCUGGAAGAACUGUACAAGGGCAAGACGGUCAAGUUUGCGGCAAACAAGAAGGUCGUCUGCGGCCAGUGCAAGGGGACGGGCGCAAAAGAUAAGAUCAAGCCGAAUAAGUGUGAUCGCUGCAGGGGUGUCGGUAUGCAAGAAGCAUAUCGCCAGGUCGGCCCGGGCCUAGUCCGCAAGGAGGUCAUCCCGUGUGACCAUUGCCAGGGCUCCGGAAACUACUACAAGGAGAAGGAUCGCUGCAAGAAGUGCAAGGGAAAGCGCACAGUCACCGAGACCAAGGCCUUGGAGAUCUACAUCCCCAGGGGAUCCAUGCAAGGAGAGAGGAUCGUGCUAGAGGGAGAAGCAGACCAGCUCCCAGAUCAGACUCCCGGAGACAUCAUCUUCACUCUUGUCGAGGAACCUCAUGACUUGUUCACCCGCAUUGGGCACGACCUCUCAGCAGACCUGAACGUUACCUUGGCGGAAUCAUUGAGCGGAUUCUCCCGGGUCGUACUCAAGCAUCUCGAUGGUAGAGGCAUCCACAUCGAUCACCCACGUGGGAAGAUCCUCCGGCCUGGCGAGAUCCUGAAGGUACCGGGAGAGGGUAUGCCCGUCAAGCGAGGUGACGAAAAGGGAGAUCUAUUCCUCGUCACCAAGAUCGAGUUCCCCGAGAAUGGCUGGCUGAAGGAUGACAAGGAGUACGAAACCUUGCAGAAGCUCCUCCCGCCACCAAACGCGCCCAUUGCUACCGACGACGUGGAUGAAGUGGAGUAUGAAGCGGACGCGGAUAUCGAACAGAUGGGUGCUCACCAAGGAGACCCAAGAUAUGGCAAUGAAUGGGAGGACGACGAUGAGGAAGGCCAGCCUCAGUGUGCUACCCAAUGAGAAGACGUCGAUGGGGAAAAUAUUUGUUGGCCGGGGUUGUGAAUGACGCCAAGCCUCAUGCCCAGCAAUCUAUCUCGCCAGGGUCCCGCGAGGGCGCUACCUUUGGUAGCGGUGGUGUUUAAGAGAUGGUUGUUUGGGGAUGGGAGGAUCAAGAUGGGACGUCUUCGGUGAAUCCCGUCCGUGAGGAAGAUCUCGAUAUCACGCCUGUUUCCACGUCCUUUGCAAGACUACCUCGGGGUAGCGAUCUUCUUCAACUAGCGGCCUAUGGGCUGGGGCUGGGACUCCCCGUAGGUGCUCCAAGCCACUCAUAGCCUCUGGCCUGUCACGAUCAAGCCAGGCCAGAUUCAUAAGCAGGCCACAUUUCCGGACCGUGUGGUCUGGGGAUAGUGGCACGUAAUAGAAACCAUAGACCAUUGCAAUCUUAUCCGCGACGUACUUUUUCACCAA